Molecule: messenger RNA, 937 nt
Organism: Hippoglossus stenolepis (Pacific halibut)
Lineage: Eukaryota; Metazoa; Chordata; Actinopteri; Pleuronectiformes; Pleuronectidae
Gene: gh1
Product: growth hormone 1
Exons: 6
Coding region: 147-758 (203 amino acids)
Biological process (GO): growth hormone receptor signaling pathway; positive regulation of receptor signaling pathway via JAK-STAT; animal organ development
Cellular component (GO): extracellular region
Molecular function (GO): growth hormone receptor binding; growth hormone activity
Source: RefSeq, a predicted model, not a curated record
UGAACUGAACCUGAACCAGAACCCGAACCUGAAGAACUGAACCUGAACUGAACUGAACCUGAACCAGAACCCGAACCCGAACCUGAAGCUGAACCUGAACCUGAACAGAACCAGAACUUGAACUAAAACCUGAACUAGAACCAGCCAUGAACAGAGUCAUCCUCCUGCUGUCAGUCAUGUGUGUGGGCGUGUCCUCUCAGCCAAUCACAGAGAACCAGCGUCUGUUCUCGAUCGCAGUUGGUCGGGUUCAGUAUCUUCACCUGGUUGCUAAGAAACUCUUCAGUGAAUUCGAGAACUCUCAGUUGGAGGAUCAACAUCCACUCAACAAAAUCUUUUUACAAGAUUUUUGUCAUUCUGAUUAUUUCUUGAGUCCGAUCGACAAACACGAGACACAACGCAGCUCAGUUCUGAAGCUGUUAUCGAUCUCUUAUCGAUUGAUUGAGUCCUGGGAGUUUUCGAGUCGCUUCCUGGUCGCAGGUUUCGCUGAGAGGGCCCAGGUUACAUCCAAACUGUCAGAGCUGAAGACGGGACUCAUGAAGCUGAUAGAGGCCAAUCAGGACGGAGCAGGUGGAUUUUCUGAGAGCUCGGUGAUCCAGCUCACGCCGUACGGAAACUACUACCAGAGCGUCGGAGUCGAUGAGUCAUUCAGACGAAACUACGAACUGUUCGCCUGCUUUAAGAAGGAUAUGCACAAGGUGGAGACGUAUCUGACCGUGGCCAAAUGCCGACUCUCUCCAGAAGCUAACUGCACCCUGUAGCCCCGCCUCUCCACCGUGAAGCACCUCCCCGCAGAUGACAUCAUAUGCAUUCUGUAGCCCCACCCCCAUGGUUGCCGAGCUAACUAGCAUAAAUGUUAGCCUCUGUUGGUUCUGCAUUCCAAACUGAUGAUGUCAUUGUGAUAUUGUCAUACUGUCAGCAAAUAAAUGGUUCAUUCAGA